CAAGAAUAUGAAUAUAGAUCUCAUUUCGUUCUUUGAGUGGCAAACAAGCAAAACCAAAGUGCAUGCAUCCAACUUCUCCCUGGUUCAACCUCUGAAAAUUUGGGAUUUCAUGUCCAAUGGAUCUAAGAGUUUACAUCCUCAGAGUCAGCAUCAUAGUGCUAGCUUCCACUCUUUUCCCUCUGUGUGAUGCUGCACAUCAUGGAAGAGCUAUAGAGGGUGGUCACAAAUUUUAUAGAAGCUCAACAAUGAAAUCAUGGAGGAAGCUAAAAUCUUUAAGCUUUUUUAACAAGUACACAUCAUUUGGGUACUCAGAUUCUGAUUCAUAUGGCUCUCCUUCUUCUCUACCCCUACCAACUUUCAAUUCACUAGCACCACAACCUACACCAUCAUCUUAUGGUGCCUCUUCUCCAAACAUACCCACAGUUAGCAACCCCUCUCUGCCACCCUAUUCUCUUGUUCCAAGCCCACCACAUAGCCAAAGCCCAACAAAACAAGGCCCAAGCCCACCUAAGAGUGUUCCAAUUCCAAGCCCACCACAGGUGUACCUGCCACCUAUGGUGUACCCACCUCCACCCUCCCCUCCUGGGCCCCAUAAAAAGGGACCACAGAGUGGUGUUUGGUGUGUAGCAAAACCUACAGUUCCUGAUCCAAUAGUCCAGGUGGCCAUGGAUUAUGCUUGUGGGUCUGGUGCAGAUUGCAAAUUAGUUCAGCCCAAUGGGCCAUGCUUUCAGCCCAACACUGUGUUGGCCCAUGCUUCUUAUGCUUUUAAUAGCUAUUUUCAGAACACCAAGAAUGGUGGAGGCACUUGUGAUUUUGGUGGUACUGCAAUGCUCGUCACAGUUGAUCCAAGCAAUGACAAAUGUAAAUUCAUGCUGAAUUAGCUAAUUCUGUCGAACACAAUCGACGUGUGUGUGGUAGAUAUAGAAAUCUUUCUGAAACUUAAUUUUUUUAUGUGUAUGCAUAAUCUCCAUGUUAUGUGUACCCAUAGAAUAGCUUAAGUGGUAGGAGCUGGGGAACAUAUAAGUUGGGUAGGGGCAGGUCCAGUGAUUGAUUCCUGGUAGGUGCAAUUUAUCUUUCCGAUGUAAAAAAAAUAAUCUUCAUGUUAAGAGACAUUAUUGGAGUUAUGAUAGUCGUUAUUUUCCUUUACCUUAGGAUCGGAAUGUUGUAGCGGUUUAGAUAUCUGUAUACUUUUUGUUAUAAGUUCAUUUAUUGUGUCUA
This is a messenger RNA of Lotus japonicus, 1218 nucleotides long. RefSeq names its product pistil-specific extensin-like protein. The record is from RefSeq and is a predicted model, not a curated record. The coding region runs from base 117 to 881 and encodes 254 amino acids. Lineage: Eukaryota; Viridiplantae; Streptophyta; Magnoliopsida; Fabales; Fabaceae. The transcript has 4 exons.